UUGAUCAACCCGUUACGUCAGUAUUGAUAACUUUACCGAACCCAAAAUCAAGUGCAAUCCCGGGAGCAGCACUAAUGCAUCUAUAUGCAUCUAUAUUCUGUUCAUAUCGCAUCCACCGGCUCUCGCGCGCUGCGCGUCCCGUCUAGUUUUCCACAACUGUUAUUUUCCUAACAUUUUUUUUCCAUGUGGAGUGUAAUCGUCAACGCUGUUUAACGGGGGGAAUCCAGCCCAUAUAUUUAUUGUAGCCGCUCUUGAAUAUUGUGCUCAAGAUGGCCGCCGAUGUGGGAUCGAUGUUUCAAUAUUGGAAGAAAUUUGAUCUCCGGCGGCUUCAGAGGGAGCUGAAUUCAGUGGCGGCACAGCUAGCGGGCCGACAGGAGGAGAGCGAGGACUCCCAUAAGCACCUGGUGGAGCUGAGCCGGGAAUUCAAGAAAAAUGUCCCAGAGGAGGUGUUGGAGAUGGUUUCGCCCGUCCUCAAGAGUUUCCAAGCUCAGGUGGUUGCGUUGAACCAGCGAAGUAAGGAGGCGGAGUCUGCGUUCCUGGGAAUAUAUAAACAGCUGAUCGAGGCCCCAGAUCCAGCUCCGCUGCUGCAGGCCACACAGGAGCGUCUGGCAGAUCUUCAGCGUUCGGCUCCUGACGGUGACCCUCUGGUCACAGAAAUCUCUGAGCACUGGAGAAAACACCUGGAGUGCCUUGACAAAGCAGAACACACAGAGGAGGGGCCUGUAACCGUGGAGACGGGGGAGGCGUCGUCACAGCGGCCCCACAUGAUGUCACCAAACAGCACACAGAACGUCCAGGAUGGAGACGCCCCGCUCCAAAAUCACCAGGACACACAGGAAGGGGAGGAACAUGAAUCAGACGCUUCGCUGCCUGUCAGACUCGGCCAGGCUGAGGACCGGAUCAAAGCGCUUCAGUCAUCGCUGAACUCGGCCCGAACAGAGCUGCAGGAACUGAGGUGUAAAUACGACAAAGAAAUGGCAGAAAAAGUGGAUGAGAUGGGCGCGCUAAUGGUGAACCUGGAGAAGGCCAACCAGAGAGCGGGUCUGGCCCAGAGGGAGGUGGAGAAGCUGAAGGAGCAGCUCGCUGGCUCUUCUAAAGGGACCGGCAAGGAGGAGAAGGAGCGCGAGGAGCGAGACGAGACCUCGCUGUCCCGGCUGGAGGCGGUGCUGUUCUCCAAGGACAGAGAGAUCCUGCGACUGCUCGAGAGCGUCCAGAGACUCCAGUUCACCUUACAGGAAGUCCAGGACUCCUCGGCCAAUCAGAUCGCAGAGCUGAAGCGGCAGCUGGCCUAUAAGUCAGAAGCUAUAGAGACUCUGGAGGCCAAGCUACAGUCUCAGAUGGAUUAUGAAGAGAUCAAAACUGAACUCAGCAUCCUGAAAGCCAUGAAACUGGCAUCAGCCAACGGAAGUUCAUCCCAGGAAUCAGCCAAAGGCUCCGCUGAGGCUCUGCUGCUGGACAAAGACGCCUUUCUGUCCUCUCACAGAUUUCUUGUGGAUAAAGUCAGAGCGUUACACAACAGCGACGAGGGUCACUCUGAGGACUCCAGUAAGGAUGUGAGUCGCCCGGUGGGCUCGUAUUCCUCUCCUCCAGGAACUUUGCCCAUAGAUGGCCUCUCUUCCUCCAGCCCAGGACCGCCCAUCACUGACACGCCGUCCUCCGCCCAUGAAAUGCCCCGCCCCUUCUCAGUGUCACCCUUCUCUGGCGAGAAACUUCCCGGAGAUCAGCUCUUGCAGAAGCAGCUCCUGUCUCCGCUCUUCAAGAAAGACGGCAGCUCCAUCAUGGCAUUCCCCACCGCCCUCUACGCCGCCAAAGCGGCUCUCAUGUCAGCCAAUCAGAACGCCUCAAUGCCCGUCACCAUUGAGACAGGCAUGCCAAGUGACCAAUCAGAGAGCGGAAGCUCAGGGGGAGGAGACGAAGACCAGGUGGACACGGCAGAUAUUGCUUUUCAGGUCAAAGAGCAGCUGCUGAAACACAACAUCGGUCAGCGUGUGUUCGGUCACUACGUGCUGGGCCUCUCGCAGGGAUCGGUCAGCGAGAUCCUGGCUCGCCCCAAACCCUGGAGGAAGCUCACCGUCAAGGGCAAAGAGCCUUUCAUCAAAAUGAAGCAGUUCCUGUCGGACGAGCAGAACAUCCUGGCGUUACGCACCAUCCAGGUUCGCCAGCGAGGGAGCAUCACUCCUCGCAUCCGAACUCCUGAAACUGGGUCAGAUGAUGCCAUCAAGAACAUUCUAGAGCAGGCCAAGAAGGAGAUCCAGUCACAAAGAGGUGAUUGUAAGUCGUCUUUGGGCUGUUCAUCAGGACGUAACAGCUCUGGAGGAAGCAGCAGUUCUGACGAAACCAUCAAGAGCAUCCUGGAGCAGGCUCGUCGAGAGAUGCAGGCGCAGCAGCAGGCUCUGCUGGAGAUGGAGGUGUGCAGCCGGGCGUCCUCCAGCGAGCGUCUCGCCCUGCAGGAUCCAGCCAAGGGACAGCUGACCCCCACGCCGCCCUUCAUCAAACAGGAAGAGGGUGUAUCCGUACCAACGUGUGUCUCCAAUCCCACCGGCAGCCCUCAGACGCCUCUGAGCGUCCUGUCUCCAGCCGCCUUCGUCCAAAACAUCAUCCGUAAGGUGAAGUCGGAGAUCGGCGAAGCUGGCACGUAUUUCGACCAGCACUGGUCCACCGAGCGUGGUGCGGUCGUGAUGAUGGGUGGCACCUCUCACCCGUUCACCUCCGUGUCUCCGUCGCUUUCCUCCUCCUCGUCCACAGGACAUUCGUCCAUGCCUCGUCCCUGGCCGCGGAUGGAGAACGGAGACUGCCCUGCAAACGGCGAGGAAGCGUCUGCGCCGGAGGACGAGCCCGUGUUGGGACGGCCGCUGGAGAUCAAGGUGGAGCCGGACGCCUCGGUCAGCGGCGAGUCGCCCGGUGGAGGAGGACGGGUGUCGUAUUACCCCACCUACAUCCCCCGAACCCUGAAGCCCACCGUCCCGCCGCUGACCCCGGAGCAGUACGAGAUGUACAUGUACCGCGAGGUGGACACCCUCGAACUCACCCGGCAGGUGAAGGAAAAACUGGCCAAGAACGGGAUCUGCCAGAGGAUCUUCGGAGAGAAGGUGCUGGGUUUGUCUCAGGGCAGCGUGAGUGACAUGUUAUCCAGACCUAAACCCUGGAGUAAGCUCACUCAGAAGGGCCGGGAGCCGUUCAUACGCAUGCAGCUCUGGCUUCUGGACCAGCUCGGUCACGGACUCAGCUCACUGUCCGGCCACAGUCACAGUCACGGUCAGGGUCUGGAUAAGAGCCCCGUGACGAGCCACUCGUCCCCGUCCCCUCCUCCGAGUCCCGAAGACGGUCACCCCAGCGUGACCCUGGAGAGCAGUAAAGAGAACCAGCAGCCGCAGCACACCGAGCCCCACGGAGGGAAGAGCUCGCUGGGCAUGAUGGUCCCGCAGCAGCCUCACACACCGCUGGGCAUCCAGGAGCUGGUGGCCAUGUCCCCGGAGCUGGACACGUACGCCAUCACCAAGAGAGUGAAGGAAGUGCUGACCGACAACAACUUAGGUCAGCGUCUGUUUGGAGAGAGCAUUCUGGGAUUGACUCAGGGUUCAGUGUCUGACCUGCUGUCCCGACCGAAGCCGUGGCACAAGCUCAGUCUGAAGGGCCGCGAGCCGUUCGUCCGCAUGCAGCUGUGGCUCAACGACCCGCACAACGUCGACAAACUCCGAGACGUCAAGAAACUGGAGAAGAAAGCGUAUCUGAAGAGGCGAUACGGUCUGUUGAGUCCCGGCUCAGACAGCGAUUCCCCCGGCGCUCAUUCAGACUGCAUCAGUCCAGGUCUGACCGCGCUGGAGCUCUGCCCCUUCAGCCAGGCCAAGAAACCCCGCGUGGUGCUGGCGGCCGAGGAGAAGGAGGCUCUGACCAAGGCGUAUCUGCAGGAGCCGUACCCCUCUCAGCACACCAUCGAGAUGCUGGCCGCACAACUCAACCUCAAAACCAACACCGUCAUCAACUGGUUCCACAACUACAGGUCUCGUAUGCGGCGAGAGGUCCUGAUGGAGGGUCUUCAAGACAACGACACAGACGCCGAGCACAACAACUACUCCCCGCUGACGUCCCACAGCCCUGUAUCUGACCGCGAUGACAGGAAGCAGCCCUCGGCCGUGCACAGCCGCCCUCUGAGCGCCGCCCCGCGCCGGUUCACUGUCAAACAGGAGACCAGCGAGCCGGAUGAAGACCAGGAGCUCCGUCUGCGGCAGGCCAGGUGCUUCUCAAUCCAGUUCGCCCUGCUCAAAAGCGACCCAGAGACACCCCAGCACCGCUCGCUGGGCGUCAAAGACGAGGAGCCGCAGAGGAACAGCCACGAGGACGAGGAGCUGGAGAAGUCGCCCGAGGAUCCCGUCAGCUUCAAGGCUUCAUCCGAACCGUCCCGGGGCAGCCUGGAGGUGUCACUCAACUCGCCCUCCGCCGCGUCCUCGCCCGGCCUCAUGAUGUCCGUCUCCCCCGUCCCGUCCUCUUCCGCCCCCAUCUCCCCGUCACCGCCCAACCCGCCGGCCACAAACCACCACCACUCGCCCUCGCUCAACCCCAAACUCAACAAAAGCACUCAGAGACGCAACGAGAAGAUGGCCAACCUCAACAACAUCAUCCAUCGCCUGGAGCGGGCCGCCAACCGCGAGGAGACGCUCGAGUGGGAGUUCUAGAGAUUCACAGAAGAGCGUAAGCGUCAGAUCUUUAUAAACACAUUUUAGGUAUUUUAAUAAAGUCACUUUGGAUUCUGCGUCACAGCACUAGCUGGUUUUGAGGAGUUAACGUAGCGGUGUCAUGAAAUGCACACUGACGACUUGUAGAUUGCCACUGGGUGAGAUUAUGAAAUAAAAGACCUCUGUCUUAAGCCAUCAAAAAGCACUACUUAUUUAAAAACAAAACGAGAGAGAGAGAGACAAUGACCAAAUUUGCUAAUUUUUGAAUAGCAGUUUUUCAACUUUUGUCUGUAAGACGGGACAGCGGAGUCAGGUGACGCGCGACAGCUUCACUCUGACCGAGGGAUAGUCCUAAAAGACUCUAAAAUAGUGAACAUUGCAUAUGUAUUUAGUUUCUUGGUGACAUGUUUUGGAUCUUUUGUUAUACAAGCGUACAACGUGUGAUUGUGUGUGUUGUAGAAGUCGUCUGCAAUAGCCUUCUCUGAACAAGAUGUAGCAUGAACAUCAUUUACCCUCUGUUUCCUCUCUAGAUAGUAACCUGUGAUAUACUCGAGCGAUGCUAUAACAAGAGAAAAACGGCAAAAACAAGAGAAAAGGAAAUGUUUAAAAAAAAGUUGGUACGACGGUAGAUGCAUUUUUGAUUUUGUGAACGUGUCAUUUUUUUUAUUUUAUUUUUGGUUGGAUACUUGGAGGUUUUACACCAGAGCUCUUGUGCACAGUUUAAAUCAAGAUGCAUUUACUUGAGAUGCAAAAAUGUUUUCUGAUAUAAUUAAGUGAUUUUUUUGCUUAAAACACGGGAAAGAAAUUAUAAUUAGAAAAAGAAAAAUAAUCUUGCAUUAAAUCUUGUUUUACAUAAUUUUUCUUACACCCAUUGAUGUUAUUUUUCUUGUUUGAUGUUUUUUUUUAAAGAAAACAAGGCUUAAUAUCUUGUCAUUUUGUUUCUCAUUUGAAACAUUCAUCAAAAUUAAAAGCAAUUUUUUGCUUAAAACAAGAAAAAUAUUUAUCGAUGAGAUAAGAUCUUGUUUUGCCUUUGAUGUUAAUAUUUGACAAAUUUAUUUUCUUACCACAUUGGCAGAUUUUUUUCUUGCUUUAAGCAUAAACUUGGUCUUGUUUUCCUGUACAAACAUACUUAAAUCAAUAUUUUAAAACAUUAUAAUAAAAAAAAAAAUCAUCAAAAUUAAACAAAGCUUAUGCUUAAAACAAGAGAAAAUAUGUCAGUGUGGUAAUAAAAAAUUUUUUGAAUUUUAUUUUUCUUUCCCCGCUGACUGAUAUUUUUUUCUGUAAGUGUCAGAGACGUCAUAUCUUAAGUUAUUUUGCUGCUCAAAUAAAUGUAUUUUGAUUUUUUUUUUUUUUUUUAUGGAAAACAAGACAAAAAUACGGAGUAAGAAACAGAUUGCAAAUCCUCAGUAACUCAUGGCCCAUGUACCUCACUGUCUCGACGAGCUGGUCUCACACCUGCAACCUCCAGUGUCUGAAACAUACUUUUUGACCCAAAGCUUUGGAUAUAAUUCAAGCCUCAAGGAGCACCGACUGGCGGGGUGGGACGGGACGGGUUUUCACGGGGAAUUGUUUGCAUGCAUAUGUUUUAAACUGCUCCGUGAUGCAGUCGUGGUCUCGUGGGGGCAGAAACAUGCCAUACUCGUCUUCUCAUUCUUCCUCCAUCUCUCCGUCUGUGUUUGCUCCUGCAUGAGAGUCGUGUGUCUCUGUAAACCUCCUCCAGCCGCCUCCUCCCAACAUCAGGACGGUUCCUGUGGAGAAUCACACUUUAUGUUCAGGUCAUUUUAUAAUUAUUAAGACAUAUUUUAGCAGGGAGUUUAAAAUAAAUGCACUUAAAGCUGAAAUAUGACAUAUUGGACAUCAGAUGAGAAUCUGUUUUAUUGUUCUUUACUUGUUUAUUUCGUAUCCCAUGAGCACUUUGCCUACUUUGCUGUAUUUUAGUGAUUUUGAUACUUAUUUCCAGGUGCUCUUUGUACUGCAGGAGAAGGCCAGAAACACACUCUGUGCAAGCGCUUCUGUGGAUGCUUGUUCAGUGCAUUCAGUACAAACAUCUGAAAAUCCUUAAAUCAAGAUUCAUUUACUUGAUAUGCAAAAUGACGUAACAUUAAGUCUCGUUUUCAGAAAGAGUCAUCAAAAUCAAUUAAGUUUCUGCUCGGUGCAAGAAAAACAAUGAAAUACUACAAACGGAUGGAAUAAAUGAACUCAAAGGGAAAACAGGUUCAGCUAUUUUUCCCCCUUGCUUUAAGUUCAAAGUCACUUCAUUUUAAUUACCGUAUUUUUCGGACUAUAAAUCGCAUUUAUUUAGAACCAAGAGAAAACAUUACCGUCUCCAGCCGCGAGAGGGCGCUCUAUACUGAUCAGUAGUAGACUACAGGAGCAAUGAGCAGCAUAGAGCGCCCUCUGGCGGCUGGAGACGGUAAUGUUUUCUCUUGGUUCAUUUCUCUCGGUUCAUGUCAAAUUAAUUUUGAUAAAUAAGUCGCACCUGACUAUAAGUCGCAGGACCAGCCAAACUAUGAAAAAAAAGUGUGACUUGUAGUCUGGAAAAUAUGGUAAUGUUUUAGCAAACAAGACUAUUUCUACUUGAAAACUAGAUGAAAAUACGGAGUAAGAAAAUCAUUUUUGCAGUGCAAUAUAAAGUAAGAUAUUUCCUCCAGUAUUUUCACCUCUUAUUAUAACAGAAACGGCAAACAGAAAAUGCUUUGUUAAUUUUUUUAAUUAAUAGUCAUUUUUGUAUUAAGAAUAAUAAUAAUAAUGUACUAUAAUAAUAAUGAACCUAGCUAAAAAAAAAAAUGUAAUGGUGAAACACCAGAUUAUAUUUGACAUGGAAGAGUAAACUGACAGAUAGUUUGCACAAAUGCUGCUCAGUAAAUGACGUUGAUGGAAACACUUGCAUUCACAUGCUUGCGUAGAGUCUGUUUCAGGUCCUGAACUGAAUAAUACUAAAUCAGAAGCAGAUUUGAACACAAUGACCAAAGCAAAACAAACAGUGUUUCCCCGAACAGAACGGCCUGUUUGUUUUGUACAACUCUCUCACGAAGCAUCUGAAAUCACAAAAAGUGUCAAAGCUCUGCUGAAAAGACGUGUCCGAUCAGUCCAGAUGUUCUUCUUUGGUGUGUUUUUGGCUGCUGUUGAUCGACUGAAAUGCUGUUUUUUUUUAUUUAUGAUAUUUGAAAACACCGAUGUUCCUUUCCUACUGUAUCUCAUUUUGUACUGGAUAUUUGCAGCUCCUCGGUACCACACUAGAAAAAUACACGCAGCACUUAGAAAAUCGUGAAUUCUUCUGCAUUUGUGUUCCACAAGUCUUUGCCUUCAUGUCUCGUUGAGGUUGUUAGAGAAGAACACUUGCACACUUGUCUUAAUAGUACUGAGGAUCGGAUCUUAAAACAUAUGUAAAUAUCUAUAUAAAUAUUACACAUUUACUGAAAGGGAUAUAUCUUAGGUCCUUGACACUAGCGUGCUGAUGAUAUUUAUUAAGAGUGUACAGUUAUAUUAACCAAACACAUAGAGCCAGAGGUGGUCUGGCAAGCUUGCCCAUGUUCUAGAAACUUCUCUCAGGGUAGACUUGCUUCUCUAAGCUUUACAAAACCUGUCAGGUCACAGCACUGGUCAGCGUUUACUGUUCCUAACCGCCGUUUGCUUUUCUUAAGUGUUCUCGACGAAGUGUAAAUCUGAUUUGUAGAUCUGAACAAUUGGAAAUAAGAAUCUCAUGUGCUAGAAUUCAUAAAUUUGUUUCAAAUUCGGAACAAUAUCUGAAUGCAUAUGGACGCUUGGGACUGAUGCCUUCAGGAACCAUUACUGCUGGUUAAAGUGAAAUAACAAUGACUACUUGUUUUUUUUUAUCUCUCAUGUUACUGUUCAUGUAAUAAAAAUCUCUGAUGAAAACAGUU
Molecule: messenger RNA, 8557 nt
Organism: Carassius gibelio (silver crucian carp)
Lineage: Eukaryota; Metazoa; Chordata; Actinopteri; Cypriniformes; Cyprinidae
Product: homeobox protein cut-like 2
Exons: 22
Coding region: 270-4673 (1467 amino acids)
Biological process (GO): regulation of DNA-templated transcription
Molecular function (GO): DNA-binding transcription factor activity, RNA polymerase II-specific; DNA binding
Source: RefSeq, a predicted model, not a curated record